Messenger RNA from Penicillium mononematosum, 6237 nucleotides. RefSeq lists its product as uncharacterized. Gene Ontology annotation, biological process: reticulophagy; autophagosome assembly; piecemeal microautophagy of the nucleus. The transcript is spliced from 5 exons. Lineage: Eukaryota; Fungi; Ascomycota; Eurotiomycetes; Eurotiales; Aspergillaceae. The coding region runs from base 1 to 6237 and encodes 2078 amino acids. Gene Ontology annotation, cellular component: phagophore assembly site; extrinsic component of membrane. The record is from RefSeq and is a predicted model, not a curated record. Gene Ontology annotation, molecular function: phosphatidylinositol-3-phosphate binding.
AUGGCGUCGUACUUUAUGCCGUCGUUCUUCCAGAAGCGGCUCCUCAAAUACGCCCUGUCUCGCCUGGGCCUGGUGGACACGGAGGCUUUGGAUCCAGAUAACCUAGGCAUCCGCUGGGGACAGCGGUCUACUAUCGAGUUGAGGGAUAUUGGCCUCAAAUUAGAGAAACUAUCGACUCUACUCAAUCUUCCUCCGUCGUGCGAGCUGCUCAGCGCCCGGGUUCAGCUUCUUCGAAUCACCCUUCCUGCCGAUUUCCACAAUAGCGGGAUCCUGUGUGAGGCAAACGGCAUCGACGUACAUAUUCGGUUAUUGUCAGACGAGUCGAAUAAGGGGCAACAUGUAAAAAGGAAAAGCGAAAAACAUGACUAUUCGGCGGUGCCCACACCGUCUGGUCUUGCGGAGUCAUUCCUUGAGUCUGAGCCAAAGGAGGAAAGGGAAGAGCUGCAGGCUGCAAUAGCGUCACAGUCGCAGGUCCUGCCCCAAGACCCAUUAGCCUGGUCCACCGAUGACGAUAAUGAGCUUGGUCUUGGGAGUGAGACUCUAUCACUGCCGAGCUUUGUGGCCGGGUUCCUGAAAGGCGUUGUGGACCGACUCCAACUCAAGAUAAAAGAUGCAGUUGUGCGAGUGGAUAUGGAGUUGAAGCAAGAUGGAACGUCGAAAAGGCAACCUGAACAUAAGCCGGAUCUUGUUGCGGGGCUGUUGAGCGUCGGGAAAAUUGAUGUACACGGAGUAUCCGAGAAAACCUUUGGCCCGGAGGAGGGUCUUCCUUUCCGAGAAGGGAAGCGGCUCAUCUCAAUCGCAGAUAUCAAUUUUGGGUUGCUUUCGGACCCAUCGGUGUUCUCGAACUACUCUCGCUUCGCUCCCCCAGCAUCCCCGACGACCACUAUGCGGUCAAAAGGGAGCCAGCCGUCGAGCAGAGCGCCUUCACCCUCUCCAUUGGAUCACUCCGACGAGGAACCCCUUGCUAUGACCCAAUCAACUAUUUUCGAGCCGCCGCAAGCUUUUGGCCAUUCAAGUACCACCGCAGACCGGUUAGAGGCGUCUGCAUUUUCCGAUGGUCGAUUCUCAGAUGCCGACUCUGGGUCAGGUAGUCACCGUGGUAGAUAUCUGGAGGAUUCUCAAAUAUUUGGAGAUGACCCCUUCCAGGACAACCCGGGGUACUUAGACUCGGUUAUUGACACACAAUUCGAUGAUUUUGAUGAUGAGCAGUCGCCGGUAAUACAUCCCGAAGAAGACCGACGGGCCGGGAGCGAAUGGAGGAGUCACUUAUCUCAUGGCACACGAAGCUUGCAUCAGAUCCAACAGGUCGAAUCCUCUGAUGAGCCCUUGGUCCCCUCUGGCAGCUAUCAUGUAUCCCAAACUUACGACACACAUCACAGCCAAAUCGGCUCUGAAAUUGACGAAAUAACGCAAACCACACAGCAUUACAAUGAUGACGAAAAUGAACAUAACGAAACAUCAGAAUUGAGCGUAUCAUCCCAUCCUCCUAGUACUUCUUCUCCGCGCCCGGAGCCCGACAGAACGAGCUUACGAGAAGAAACAUCAAAUGCUGAUCUCGACGAGUCCAAACUUUUCUCCCACGAUGAAGCGCAAAGCCUUUACAUGAGCGCUACCAGCCAGGGUGUGAGUGGGAGCUUCAUGCCACGAAUGCCAGGUGGGUGGGGCUCGUUUGAUAGUGCACCGGGUGCUCUUGAUGACCGAUCUAAAGUUAUCGCACCUAUUGAUCCGGCACGCUCUGCCCAUGUUCAAGGUGAAGCAGAUUCAAGAUGCACAGCCCCAUCGGAAGACAAUGUCACUGAACAGCAUGAUUUGGAUGACCAAGCCCAAUCUCAGACAUUGCACAAGGACAGAACCUCAACUCCAUCAUCUCCUGGGUUGCACAGAAUCAAUGAAAUGAGAAAAUCGGUGCUUACCGUUGACAAGAUUUUGCUGUGGCUCUCACCUGCUGCUUCUGAAGAAGAAGAAGAAGUAGUGUCAGCCGAACCGUCGCCUGUGCUACAAAAAGGGAACGUAGGCAGUGACCUAAAUGAAUCCACUGCCAGCUUUGCGGACUCCGCACCCGAAGAAAGUCUACUUGCCUCCAGAGCGUACAAAUCUACAAGGUUCGGGAGAGACUCUUCUGAGGCACGGGCUCAGUCAAGUGCUGGGACUGAACUGCCUGAAAUUGCUGUGGAAGUGUUCUCUGUCUCCGUGCAUUUCGAUAUUGCAACUGGUUGGCUUCUAACCAAGAUAGGACAAAAGUUGUCUCACACUCUCGGUACGGCUGAAAGAGAUCCGUCUGAGAAGCAGUCGCGAAAGGACCAACCUGCGCGCACACCACCUGUUCAUCUUGUCGUCCAUGCACUUUCAAUAAAAUUCAUCGAACGUGUUUCGGGGCAUGUAUAUUCGUCUGACAAUAGUGGCUCGUCUUUGUCUCCUCCCUACAGCAUGGAAGACGUGAUUCUUCGCCUUGCUCUAUCUAGUUUGAAUGCUCGCCUUUCAGCUCAAAGUACAACUACCAAGCUGAAUUUUGAUGUAUCCAAGUUUGCAUUCGGCUUCGCCUCCGAGGAUAUCAUAUUCUUUGAUGAAAGAUUGAAGAUGCGUGAAUCUACGCGUGAUGUUUUAUCCCCUUCCCAAGGAGAUAUUUCUAUCUCUUUGGUCAAAUCGGCAGAUCUAGCCAAGGUUGACAUCUCCACGCUGCCGCUCCAUAUCAAUCUCAAUAUACAGCGCCUAGAAGAGGCCCUAAGCUGGAUGGGUGGCCUGAGCACCAUUCUCGAACUUGGUGGUUCCAUGUCGUCUGUGUCAACAGUCAAAGGCUCCCCUCCACCUUCCAAACAGCGGCCCCGCGGUGUGCAUUUUGAGACACCUGCCCCAGCUGUUCACACGCCCAAGGGCACGUCAGCCUUAUGGAAAGUAAAUGCCCGAGUUGGUGCCAUCCUGUUGGAUAUUACUGGUGAGACUCACAGUCUUCAACUUACUACGACCGCCGUCAAAAUCGUCAGCAGGUUUGAAGGGAUUGGUAUCCAAAUAGACAAGGCCAAAAUGAUCGGGCCACUUUUAAUUAAUGACACAUCAUCUGAUACUCCCGCCAAAGUCACGCUGAACAACAUCCGCCUUGAAUUCCUCUUUGCCCCGAAGGAGGUUGAUCUCGAUCGUCUUCUAACAUUGAUUACUCCGUCCCAGGACAAAUUUGAAGUGGAAGAUGAUAUCAUGUUAGACACACUGUUGCGCCAGCGACGACAAGGAUCUGUUCUUCGCGUGACAGUGGGGCGCUUGGAAACGUUCAUCUCAGAUACCGGUGGGUUAGAGCCUCUCUCGUCUCUUGCUGUCGAGCUGGGUCGGCUUUCCAAUGUCACCAAGUAUUUGCCGGAAGAUGAUCGCCCUGGCAUUCUUACUUUGAUCCUGGUUCGUGACUUCCAAGGAGACCUACACGUUGAUGGAGAAGUUGGGGACAUCGGAAGUCGACUUACCAGUGUUGAAGUUGCACACAUCACCAUGCCUUCACUCACUGCGGCCCAAAUCGGAACCAUGACCGACCCUGACCCGUCCUAUCCGCCGGUCCUCAUGGCUCGUUUCAUACCCGACGAGAUGGAUCCUACCUACAAGAUCAAACUUCACAACCUCCUUGUCGAGUACACGGUACCAUCAGUGACGGCCUUCCUUGGAUUGGGUGGCGACAAGAUGAGCGGAGAUUUGGCAAGUAGUAUGGUCAACUCUAUCGCCAAUCUUGCAGAGCACUCAAUGUCAUUACCUUCGAUGACAGGGCGACCGAUGUCGAAAGAAUCCAGCUCCUCGACAAAGCCAAUUAAAUUGUCAGUUGUGUUUAGAGAUUGUGUUCUUGGCCUCAACCCUCGGAAUUCCUCCGCAAAAGGCCUUGCAGUCCUCACCGACGCCAAGUUCGGAGGAACUAUUCAUGGAGACGAAUCUGCAGAAGCAUCAUUGGAUGUUAGGAAAGCCUCGCUCAUGAUCAUCGACGACGUGUACCAUGAGAGUGCUUAUAACCUCCACCAGCGAGGCUCGGUCGUUCCCCAGGGCACCCAAGCUCAAGCGUAUAUCGAUAAAGGUUACGUUCCUGUCUCUUCCAUCUCGUCGGCAACUGCUGGUGUCAAGCUUACCAGCGCUGAGGAUGGUACAAAGUCUUUGGACGUAGAGCUGAGAGAUGAGCUGUUGAUCCUCGAGACCUGUGCGGAUUCAACUCAAACGCUUAUUAGCAUCAUGAAUGGGCUUCAGCCUCCACCUCCGCCAAACGUCAAUGUCAAAUAUCGAACAGAGGUUAUGCCCAUCCAAGAUAUGUUCGCCUCCUUCACUGGUGACGCAUUUGCAGCCGAUCCCCCUCUUCCCCAUGAUAAUGAUAUGGCAACUAUCCCCGAAGGAUCAUCCAGGGAAGGUCAGCUAACCGACGAACUUGAAUAUGUCAGCGAUUUCUAUCCCAUGACGGGUGGCCUUGGUGGUGCGGGAAUUGAGGCCAUAGAAGCGGACUCCAAUGAUCUGCUGGACAGCUUCCAUUCCCAAUACCAAGUAUCUUCCAGUAUGACGGAAUUGGAUUUCCAGGAGGACCAUUUUGCAAAGAAAUCAGCUGUAGGCGGAACCGCGCAUCGGUGGGACUCCACCCAGAACACCUACGGGUUCGCCAACGACACGAAGCUCGAGCGGAGUCCUUUGCGUGUGCGUAUGCGAGACGUACAUUUCAUCUGGAAUCUGUUUGAUGGAUAUGAUUGGCAGCGCACCCGUGACACAAUAUCCAAAGCUGUCAAGGACGUGGAAACCAAGGCCACAGAACGCCGUUCCAGGGGGUCAAGGGUGUCACCUUCGGCAGAAGAUGAAGAGGAGUCUGUCAUCGGCGAUUUCCUCUUCAAUUCCAUUUACAUCGGUAUUCCAGCCAACAAGGAUCCACGGGAACUCCACCGCGAGAUCAAUCAUGACAUCGAUGAUUUCACCAGUGAGACUGGGAGCUAUGCAACAACCACAACUGUGACUGGGGCUGGAAGUCGCCAGGGCCGGCCAACCUCUAAGAGGGAGAAGAAAUUACGCUUGCAUCGGAGCAAACACCACAAAAUGACUUUUGAGUUGAAAGGUGUCUCUGCCGACCUGAUUAUCUUCCCACCAGGCUCAGAAGAGACUCAGAGUUCGUUGGAUGUGCGGGUCAAGGACUUGGAGAUCUAUGACCACGUUCCAACCUCGACCUGGAAGAAGUUCGCAACCUACAUGCGUGAGGCUGGCGAAAAAGAGAGCGGAACGAGCAUGGUUCACCUUGAGAUUCUGACUGUAAAGCCUGUGCCUGAGCUAGCUGCAUCUGAGAUUGUUCUCAAGGUUUGCCACUAUUCUACCCCCCUCCGGUUGCAUGUUGACCAAGAUGCUCUCGACUUCAUGAGUCGGUUCUUUGAGUUUAGGGAUGAGACCGCCCAACCAUCCGAUACUCCGGGCGAUGUUCCAUUUUUGCAGCGGGUAGAGAUAAACGCCGUGCAAGUCAAACUAGACUUCAAGCCUAAGCGGGUCGACUACGCAGGACUCCGGUCCGGCCGCACAACCGAGUUCAUGAACUUUUUCGUCCUAGAUGGCGCCGACAUGGUGCUACGACAUGUGAUCAUCUACGGAGUGUCUGGAUUCGACCGAAUGGGCCAAACUCUUAACGACAUCUGGAUGCCAGAUGUCAAGCAGAACCAGCUGCCCAGUGUGCUGGCUGGUCUAGCUCCGAUCCGUUCCCUAGUCAACGUUGGCGGCGGCGUGCGCGACCUGGUUGUCGUCCCAAUGCGUGAGUACAGAAAGGAUGGCCGAAUCGUGCGCAGCAUCCAAAAGGGCGCGUUAGCCUUCGCCAAGACAACCUCUAACGAGCUGGUCAAACUCGGCGCAAAACUCGCCAUCGGCACACAAACCGUCCUCCAAGGCGCGGAGGACCUACUGACCACCCCGAACGCACCCGCCUUCGACGAAGAUUCCCUCGACGAAGACGAAGCCAAGAAGAUCUCGCUGUACGCUGACCAGCCGGUUGGGGUGGUACAGGGACUACGUGGGGCGUUCAGUGGUCUCGAGCGUGAUCUGCUCUUGGCUCGCGACGCAAUCGUCGCCGUACCCGGGGAGGUGGUCGAGAGUGGGAGUGCCAAGGCCGCCGCAAAGGCAGUCUGGAAACGUGCGCCCACAGUCAUCCUCCGACCCGCUAUCGGGGUGUCCAAGGCUGUGGGACAGACUCUACUUGGUGCGGGGAAUACCCUUGACCCGAGCAAUCGACGAAAGAUGGAAGAUAAGUAUAAACGGUACUGA